GAUUUUUUCUUGUUUAGUAUCGUUAUCAUCAGAAUUACUCACCGCUAACCCCAAAUUUUGCACUCAUGCCACAGCCACAAAUUUCUCUUCUGAAAUCAAAUCAUGCUCAUCAUUUCUACGUUCAACCGCCGCUCACUCGGCUAAUUCCCCGCCGCCAAAAUCUCACUUUCCGCCGCAAACCUGAGCCUAACCCUAACAAAUUCAAUCUUAAAUGCUGUCUCAGUUCUAAUAACAAUCAGAAUAUCAUCAACCCUUUACGUAUUACAACAAACCCUAAUAAUUUCCAUGAUGAAAAAGGCGAAAAGAAUGCGAAGAACGACGACGUUUCGAUCAAAAACACGAAUAUUUUCGAAGAGUUUUAUAGUGUCAUUGCAGAAACCCUAAAAAAUUCAUGUCGAAAUUAUUCCAAAGCAGUUAAUUUAGCAGUAACCUGUAUGGCAAUUGCUUUGAUUUUUAUGAGCGGCUAUGAUUCUGCAUUAGCCUUGUCCGGUGGCCGGAUGGGGGGCCGUUCGAGUUCGAGUUCUCGUAGUAGUCGUAGUGGCGGCAGAUAUAGUGGCGGCGGAGGCAGUCAUCACAGCGGUUAUUACAGCUAUAAAAGUAAAACGGAAUAUGGUGAAAAGAAACUUGAUGAACAAGAAAAAGUUGAGAAUCUGAAUUCUGAGGAAAUAUUAUUCCUAGUGAUUUUGUCGAGUUCUAUAAUAUUUAUUUUAAUUGGAUUCCUUUACACUGAAAUUCCGUUUCAUCAUAUCUCAAUACUUCAGGUUGCGGUAUAUGAUGCAGAAGGAACAUUUCGAAGGGAUCUUAAUGGAAUUGCUGAAAAGGCCGAUACAUCUAGUAAUUCGGGUUUGCGUCGUGUGCUUUUAGGUACCACAAAUUUAUUGCUCAAGAAUCUUGAUUCUUGCAUCUCUUGCGAUUCUCAUUUGCUUACAAGAAGAUAUUAUUUGGAGGAUGCUAUGGAAACAUUCGAUCGACAUUCUUUGGCAGAAAGGGCGAAAUUUGAUGAAGAAACACUUGUUAACGUGGACAACAAGAAAAUAGGAAAAUCAUCAAAACAAGACACAAAAUUAACCAAAGGCUACACAGUGGUAACAAUCUUGGUUGGUACCGAGGGAAUGUAUUUCAGUAGUAAAUUGCCAACAAUCAAUAACGUUGGAGACUUGAAGAAAGCUCUGCAAACAAUACAAUCCAUUAAGCUCUCUGAACUUGAAGCAGUUGAGGUUUUAUGGGCUCCCCAGAAAGAAAAUGAAUUGAUAACAGAGAAUGAACUUCAAGCAAAGUACCCAUUUGUCCACUGUCAUCAAUUAAGGAGUGUCAAUAUGGGUCUAGUCUGAAUGGUUAAGUCGUUUUUAAGUGUAUUGAAAGGUUGUGGGUUCGAACCACUGCUCGGCAACUAACAACUAAUAUGAGACUCUAAAAAAGUCGAUUUUCACCUUUGAUAGAAAAAAAUAUCAAUUAAGGAGCCAAAAUGCAAUUACUGGAAAUUAGCUAUAUUUGUCCUUUAAUUUUAAUUAAACUGUGAAGCAAUAAUUUAUCAACUAUAUCAUAAAA
Messenger RNA from Mercurialis annua (annual mercury), 1548 nucleotides. RefSeq lists its product as uncharacterized. The transcript is spliced from 6 exons. Lineage: Eukaryota; Viridiplantae; Streptophyta; Magnoliopsida; Malpighiales; Euphorbiaceae. The coding region runs from base 66 to 1331 and encodes 421 amino acids. The record is from RefSeq and is a predicted model, not a curated record. Gene Ontology annotation, cellular component: chloroplast.